Brassica napus (rape) is the source of this 2010-nucleotide messenger RNA. Its product is annotated as NAC domain-containing protein 20. The coding region runs from base 644 to 1249 and encodes 201 amino acids. The record is from RefSeq and is a predicted model, not a curated record. The transcript has 2 exons. Gene Ontology annotation, molecular function: DNA binding. NCBI's taxonomy places the organism in Eukaryota, Viridiplantae, Streptophyta, Magnoliopsida, Brassicales, Brassicaceae. Gene Ontology annotation, biological process: regulation of DNA-templated transcription.
UUUAUUCGGUAGAUCGCUUAAUAUACUGAACCAUAUUCAUAUACUGCGGUUUCUUAAAAAUAACAUUCAUUCGGUUUAUUCAGUACUACCAAAUCCAGAACAUUUUUUCUAUUUCGAUUUCGUUCGGUUUUAAAUGGUUCGGUUUUACCGGAUUAAACACUCCUAAACUAUCGUUAUUUUGUUAAUGUUUUAUAUUUGUGAUUUUUUAUAAUCUUUUCAGUACCACGUGAUUUCUUUUCAGUCCAAAUACAAUAUGUGUUAAUUUCAAAUACAAAUUUUCUAAUUUAGUUAUUAUUACAUAAAAGAUUUUGAUCCAAAAUCUACAUCACAUAAAUAAAACUAUGAAAUAAAAGAAUUUAAUUUAAUACAUUGAUUACCAAUAGAAAUAUUGAAGUUUUAUAAUUUAUAAUAAUUUAAAAUUUGUAUCUAAUUUAAUCUGUUAUUAAAAACUAUGAAAAUAUUAUACUAUAAACGAUUAUCAUAAAAAAUUCAUUUCAUUAAUUUGUAACCUUUAUUUGUUUACACACGCUAGUUAAUUAUGCGUGUGGCAUGGUGUUAAAACCUGGCUAUUUAUAACUUCCUGCGACACUAUAUAACCAACCAAUUACGAAGCACGAUCUCUCGCAUCACAAAAUCUUAAAUAAUGGAACUAAAACUCAGAGGUUUGCCUGUAGGAUUCAGGUUUCGUCCAACAGAUUGUGAGAUUUCAAAAUAUUUAUUGACCAAAAAUGUUAUGGAAGAACAACCAAUGAAAGUUCGUAAUGUACGGUAUGUACCUGAAGAGUGUCAUGAUAUAUUCUCAAAACAUCCUCGUGACUUGCCUGGCUACCCAAGAGAAACAGAUUGGUACUUUUAUUGCAAAAAACUUAGUAGCCAAGUUACUACCAACUCUCAGAGUAUUUGGAAACAAAUCGGAGAUGAAACUGAUGUUUUAGAUCCAAAGAAUAAUGAUGCAUUAGUCGGUAUCAAACGUCCAUUUACUCUUGUUGAUCACGAAGAAGAGUCCGAUGAUAUUCUUUUGUCAGAUGAAGACGAACCUUCACAAUAUAAUUGGUUCAUGGAUGAAAUUAGCCUCCCAUUGACAGUUUCAGAGACUGAUUGGGUUUUGUGCCAUGUUUUCCGCAAAAUAAAACCUGAAUUUGAAUCCAAAGAAGAGGAAGAAGAAGAAGAAAGUGUUGUUGCAAAGAGUUUGGAUCUUCUUAGAGAGAACGAUGGAAAUGUUGUUCCUCCAUCUCAUUCUCCACCUUAGCUUCUUCUGAUGGCUUUAUCAAGGUGUUCUUUAAAAAGGGUGAGUUAGUUUAGCUAUAAUUAUACUAAUUUUGUAAUUAUGCUACGAAUAAAAAAAGAGAGCACAAUUUGUAAAGAUCAGUUUAUAAGAACCAGAUUGAAUGAAUAUUGCAUAUCAAUAAUAAUAGCUCUUGGAACCAGAGUAUUAGAUUCUCCAUACCUCACCGUAGUAAACUUUAUCAGCUAGUUGAUGCAUACCUAAAUUGCCUUUAGACCAGUUUUCAGUUUUGAGAGAAAAUUUAGAGAAGAAAAGUGGCUUUACCAAAACAUGUUUAUUAAGUAAUACUUAUCUUUUUUUUAAAAAUGUCAUUUUAAGUUUUUUUUUUGGUUUCAAAAAAGCAUUACAGAUUUCCAAUGCAACUUUACAUAUUAAAUUUAUUUUAACCUUUUAAAUAAUCAAUCGAUUUUUAUUUUAAUUAUUUUUAGUAGUUAAUUUACAUUAAAUAAAAACACAUUAGUAUUUUUACAAUUUUUUAAUCAACGUGAAAUAGAUCAAAUUGACAUUUCUUUACGAAAUAAAUGAACUAAUUUAUUACAUGCAUAUAAGAAAAACAUAAACUAAAGAAAAAACACACACACAUACACAUCGAAGCAAUAGCUAUCCUAUCAUAUUAAGUAGUAGCUAGAUCAACGGAACAAUUUUAUCCAAAAAAAAUCUUUCGUUGGUUGAAUCCCGGAAUUUGAAGGAGUGUCAUGAGAUGUUCCUAGUCAUAAUACCUCUUU